Drosophila sechellia is the source of this 2054-nucleotide messenger RNA. RefSeq names its product zinc finger protein weckle. The coding region runs from base 97 to 1833 and encodes 578 amino acids. The record is from RefSeq and is a predicted model, not a curated record. Gene Ontology annotation, cellular component: nucleus. Gene Ontology annotation, molecular function: zinc ion binding. The transcript is spliced from 3 exons. Lineage: Eukaryota; Metazoa; Arthropoda; Insecta; Diptera; Drosophilidae.
GAGAUCCAGUUCCAGCUCGGAUCCAGCCAUCCAAUCCAAUAUGUUUACGCUUUAUUUAUUUAUUUGUUUAUUUAUAACCAACUGCUGAGCUCCGCGAUGGCCGCCGCGCAGGUGGAGGAGCACGCUGCUCCGGCGGCUCCCCAUGUCGAUCCAAAUCCCAGCAGCGACUGGCGUCGGUGGUGUCGCCUGUGCGCCAAGGACGACUUGCAAGGCAACAUGAAUGUGUUCCUCAAGAACGAGGAUUCCGACGAGGCAUCCUCUAUGGAACUGGCCACCGCCAUUGGCAAGUACUUCUGGGUGAAUAUAACUCGAGGUGAAGAGCUGCCGGAGACGAUAUGCAGUGAGUGCCUGUCGCUGGUCACUUCGCUGGUGAAUUUCUCGGAACGAAUUACCCGCGUGCAGAAGCUUUACUGCAUCCUGCAGAGCACGCCCAGCCAGGAGAGGCCAAAUCUCCACGAGCUGCGCUCCAAAUUCGGUUUGCUGGACGAGGAUACGCUGACUGAGGUGCACUAUGUGGACAAGAAGCCGAAGUUGGAUGAACAGCUAGAGUUUCUGCCAGAGGAGUCGGCUUACGAGCUGGCAAACCCACUGACGCCAGAGGAAAAGCAGGAACACGAGGAUCAGGAGCAGGAUCAGCCGACGGAGGAGCCCGAUGAGCAGGAUGCCGACUACGAAGCGAAUGGAGAUCAUGUACUAACGAACCUGUGCGAUGUCUAUGGCAUUCAGGAGGAUAACUCUACUGCUGGCAGCUUGGAUGGCUCCUCGCCCAGUCCCGAAAAAGCUGUAGAGGAUGCAGCAGACUCCGAAAAGAGACACCAGUGCAGUGAGUGUUUGCGAAGCUACGCCUCGGCCAAGACCCUGCAGCGCCACCUGCGACAGGAUCAUGGCCAGACUGAGCCCGCAACCGAGAAGCUGCAAUGCCCGGAUUGCCCCAAGAAGUUUCGUCUACACUACCAGCUGGAAAGGCACAUGAAAUGGCAUGUGCCCCUACCCAAGCGCAAGCAGUACGCCUGCAGCAGUUGCGACAAGAAGUUCGCCACCAGUGCAUCCGCCCAGCAGCACGAGCAGUACAUGCACCUGGAUGAGCGGCCGCGGCCGGUGAUUUGCGAGCAGUGCGGCGUGGGUGUGCACUCGAUGAGCGCGCUCAAGGAGCACGUCCUCAAGCACACGGACUACGCCCCCUUCGAGUGCGAGGUGUGCAAGAAGUGCUUUAAGUCGGCCAAUCGCUUGAAACACCACAAGGAGACGCAUGAUCCGCACAAGUACAUCUGCCCCGAGUGCGGCAUGCAGCUGAAUUCGCGGACCACUUUGAAUCGCCACCGGCUGGUGCACACGGAUCAGAUGCAGCACAAGUGCGACUACUGCGGCCGGGAGUUCAAGCGCGCCAAGGCGCUGAAGAAUCACCUCAUCCUGCACACUGGACUGAAGCCGUACUCCUGCGACUUUUGCGACCGCACCUUUGCCAACGGCUCCAACUGCCGCACGCACAAGAAGAAGUCCCAUCCCGAGGAGCUGGCUGCCCAAGAGGCGGCGGGCGGCGGCAGGUCGCACAACAGAAAUAUACCCAAGCUGGAGGCGCUCAAGGCAUUCACCAAAAACAAGGACAACCUGUCGCCGGUGGCCACCAAACAGAGCGGCUGCUUCGCUUUCGGCAAAAAGCCGAGGGCAGCCACCAAGGAUACUCCAGCUUCGAAUCCCGCCGCCAUCCAAGAUGCUCAGCCUGAGCCAGCGCCUGAUCCCGGAGGGGAGAACGCCACCCAGUCAGAUCCCCCAGCUGCGGCUAUACCCGCGCUAGAUAAUAUUUAUAACCAUAUCAUGAUCGACUAUCGCUGACCACCCACUUGAGUUGACCCUUUCAAAUAGCACAAGUUUCAAGUUUUGUUUCCAAAUUCGCCGUAUGUUGUGUAUUUAAAGCUGUUUAAAGAUAUAGUCGAUUGUUUCGCAUACACUAGAAUGUGUAAGCCGACUUAAUUAUGAAUUUAAAGUCUAUGAGCUAAUGUAAUUAGAAAGAGAGCUUCUACGGGAAAUUAAAUAUUUUGCUUAUGAGUAGGUAA